UGGAAGGAAAUGUGAGAAAUGUUCAAAACAAGCGCAUUCUUUCUAAACACUUCCACUUGGAACUGGAAGGCUAAUAGUGUAACAUUACAUACACAUCCUGUCUCUACAAGCUUGAGCACAGGAAGACACAGAAAGUCCUCACAAGCUCAGUAUUGAUGACAAGUGCAAUCUCCAUGUCUGAAUCCUUUAACCAGCAAAUUGAACUUUGCUCACUACGUUCUCCCGUCAUCAGGGUCAGGCCGGCCGAAGGGAUGUAUACUUUAAAACACACGCAGGCAGGGAAGUCCCCCAUGUGCAUGAGUAAAGCCAGCUGAGAGGACCGGCUGGUGGGUGCAGUGGCAUUUUUAGCACACAAGGAAGCAGAACAUCCGGCAUGGCUGGAAAGAGACGAGGACGGGGCAGCAGAGUCCAGCAACAACAGGCCCCGCAGGCCCAAAGAAGAGGCACUCGCAGGUUGGCUCUUCGGGAGCCAGCUGCUUUUGCCAAGUCUACAGGCUGUGACUUAGAGACCCCCCAUGAAAAGCUGACCAUUGCCCAAGCACGGAGAGGCACACCAGCUCAUCGCCCGGUGCGUGUCUACGCUGACGGGAUCUUUGAUCUUUUCCAUUCGGGGCAUGCUCGAGCUCUGAUGCAGGCCAAAAAUGUUUUUCCCAACGUGCACUUGAUUGUGGGAGUCUGCAGUGAUGAACUCACUCACAAGUAUAAGGGUUACACAGUGAUGACAGAGGACGAACGCUACGAAGCCCUGAGGCACUGCCGGUACGUUGACGAGGUGGUGCGGGACGCUCCCUGGACCCUGUGCACAGAGUUCCUCCAGAAACAUAAGAUUGACUUUGUGGCCCAUGAUGAUAUCCCGUACACCUCUGCUGGAUCAGAGGACGUUUAUAAACACAUCAAGGAAGCAGGGAUGUUCGUGGCCACUGAGAGGACAGAAGGCAUCUCCACGUCUGAUCUGAUCACUCGUAUCGUCCGAAACUAUGACAUCUAUGUCCGACGCAACCUUCAAAGAGGCUACACAGCCCAGGAACUCAAUGUUGGGUUUAUUAAUGAGAAGAAAUACCGGCUGCAGGAGAAGGUGGACAAGAUGAAAGAGACGGUCCAUACAUUGGAGGAGAGGUCCAAACACUUCGUCUACAGAGUGGAAGAGAAGAGCCAAGAUCUCAUCCACAAGUGGGAAGAGAAGUCACGAGAAUUCAUUGGCAACUUCCUGGAGCUUUUUGGACCUGACGGAGCCUGGCAUGCAAUUCAGGAGCGCAGUGGCCGUGUGCUUCAGGCUCUGUCACCCUACUCGUCACCGCGCGGCUCCCCCAGCAGCAGUCCAACCAGAAGACGCUCCGUUUCUCCUGACUCUUCCCCUGCCUCUGCCUCUGCCUCUGCCUCUCCCUCCCUGUCCCCUCCUUCCUCCCCGUCCUCACCUAGAAAGGUGAGGACGGGGAGGGGACGCUCCUCUCUCAAAGAUGCCUCUACAUACAGUAAACAUGUACAAUGAGGUCAUCCUCAACAUCAUCUUUGUGAUUGUCUUUGGUUAUUAAUCUGGUAGGUAAAAUGUCUAAGAGGGUGAUAAUGAAAAUGAACAAAUAAAAAUAAGUACUGGUUUAUUUAAGUGCAAUAUAGCAUAAUGUACAUAA
Messenger RNA from Centropristis striata (black sea bass), 1628 nucleotides. It is a transcript of the gene pcyt1bb, whose product is annotated as phosphate cytidylyltransferase 1B, choline b. Bases 374 to 1489 code for a protein of 371 amino acids. NCBI's taxonomy places the organism in Eukaryota, Metazoa, Chordata, Actinopteri, Perciformes, Serranidae. Gene Ontology annotation, molecular function: choline-phosphate cytidylyltransferase activity; phosphatidylcholine binding. The record is from RefSeq and is a predicted model, not a curated record. Gene Ontology annotation, biological process: CDP-choline pathway. The transcript has 8 exons.